Molecule: messenger RNA, 2338 nt
Organism: Anopheles maculipalpis
Lineage: Eukaryota; Metazoa; Arthropoda; Insecta; Diptera; Culicidae
Gene: pnut
Product: septin-7
Exons: 10
Coding region: 44-2335 (763 amino acids)
Biological process (GO): cytoskeleton-dependent cytokinesis; cilium assembly
Cellular component (GO): cell division site; microtubule cytoskeleton; septin complex
Molecular function (GO): molecular adaptor activity; GTP binding; GTPase activity
Source: RefSeq, a predicted model, not a curated record
UAUGUGUGAUAAAUAUAUAGUACGAUAAGCAGAGUAUGAAAAUAUGAGUGCAUCAACGCCCACAGCAGCACAGCAAACGGUACCCGUUGCCGGUGGACCACCCGUACCUCCGGUGAAGCCCGUGCUUUCCUCACCCGGCGCCUACAUGGCCAACUUCCAGUCCGGUGCGGCCGGUUCGACGGUGGCACCACCAAUCACUGCCGGCAUCCACGGUACGAACAAGACGCACGAGAAGCCGACGAUCGCUGCCCGGCCGAUACCACCUCCGAAGCUGCCAAACUACUCGUCAUCCUUUAACAAGAUCGAUCGCGAUCGCAACGAGUUCACCAAGAUCGACAAAGCGGAACGGGAAAAGGUUAGCCUGUUGGCAACCAAACGCGAAAUGUUCUUCAAGUCGGAGAGCAACAGUCCGUCCGGACCGCCACCAAAUCCACCGGUCCAUAGUCUCAACCUGGCUAACAACAACGUGAUCCAUAAUAACAGCGCAAACGCGGCCACGACCGACAAACACAGCACGCCAGCAGCAGGGCUUACUAACUCGGUCGGCGCUACUAACAACAGCUCACCGCAGGUCGCCGUGUCGAUUGGCGCAAUGGUCACCAAUAACAAUCACAACGGACUAAACGGAUCCAUAACCACGAACGGGAGCGGUUUGGCCGGGAACAAUAAUAUCGCCAGUGCUGGUGGUGUAAACGGUCUGACCACGAGCAUGAACAGUGUUUCGUUGAAGGAAAAGCGGGACGCACUGCUAAACCAUCACGACGGCGGUGCAAACGGACACCACCAUCAUCAGCAUGCGGAUGCAACGAACGCCAAACUGGCGAACGAGCGGCACGAAAAGGAAAAGCCGAUAGUGAAAUCGAAACCGAAAGAGCUGGACGGAUACGUUGGGUUCGCGAACCUGCCCAAUCAGGUGUACCGGAAGGCGGUAAAAAAGGGCUUCGAGCUGACGCUGAUGGUGGUGGGCGAAUCGGGAUUGGGCAAAUCGACACUCAUCAACUCGAUGUUCCUGUCGGACAUUUACCACGCCGAGCAGCAUCCCGGACCGUCGAAGCGCAUCAAAAAGACGGUUGCCGUCGAGAGUACGAAGGUGUUGCUGAAGGAGAACGGUGUCAAUCUCACACUGACGGUGGUCGAUACGCCCGGGUUUGGUGAUGCCGUAGACAACAGCAACUGCUGGCUACCGAUUGUGGACUUUGUUGAAUCGAAGUAUGAAGAGUACUUGACGGCCGAGUCGCGCGUACACCGAACGGCGCUGCCCGAUUCACGCGUGCACGUGUGUCUGUACUUUAUCGCCCCGUCCGGGCAUGGGCUGAAACCGCUUGAUAUCGAGUUCAUGCAGCGACUGUGCGAUAAGGUGAACAUCAUACCGGUCAUUGCCAAAGCGGACACGCUCACGCCGGAGGAAAUUACUCUGUUCAAGAAACAGAUUCUGAACGAAAUCGCUCAACACAAGAUCAAGAUCUACGAUUUCCCGGAUCCGAUGGAUGAGGAGGAGGACGCAAAAGUGCUUCGACAGCUUCGUAGCCGCGUACCGUUUGCGGUUGUCGGAGCAAACGCGAUUAUCGAGAUCGAUGGACGCAAAGUUCGUGGACGACGCUAUCCGUGGGGCGUAGCUGAAGUUGAGAAUCUGGACCAUUGUGAUUUCAUCGCCCUGCGCAAUAUGGUUAUCCGGACGAACCUGCAGGACCUGAAGGAUGUGACAAACAAUGUGCACUACGAAAACUAUCGCUGUCGAAAAUUGGCCGGCCUCGGUACCGACGGAAAAGCCAAGCUGAGCAAUAACUUAUGCAAUAUUGGAACGGUUAACACAAAUGGUACUGGAUGGAAUCCGCUGGCCCAGAUGGAGGAAGAAAAACGAGAACAUGAAUCGAAGAUGAAGAAGAUGGAAGCCGAAAUGGAGCAAGUGUUUGAGAUGAAGGUGAAGGAGAAGAAACAAAAGUUGAAGGACUCAGAAGUCGAACUAACCAGACGUCACGAGGAAAGAAAAAAGGCUCUCGAGCUUCAAAUACGCGAGCUGGAGGAUCGCAGAAAGGCUUUCGAGCAGGAAAAGUCGGAAUGGGAACAGCAGAACGGCGUUACGCUUGACGAGCUGCGCCGCAAGAGCCUGGAAGCUAACAGUAAAGAGACCGCGUCUCUUGCAUCAAGAAGUUCCGAUGAGUCGAAGGGCAGGCGUGUGUUUGGAUCGUUGCUGCGUCGGCACACUAGCUUCGGAGCGCCGGACGCCGUCCGUGGCGUUACCGGUGCGAACGGUUCGACUUCCACUCUCACUACUAGCGCUAACAAUAACAGCAGCACAGUGCCACCCAGUCCGCAAGAUCAUAACGAAUCGUAAAAA